GCCAAUCCUUGCGAAUCACAAUGAGCGGCUUGCAGUUUCAACCUUGGACAGAUCAUUUCAAGUUGCCUUGUACUGACGAAGGCUUUCCUCAAUUGCCUCAAGUGGAGAAUACAAUCCCACGGCCGUCAGAGAACGAAUCGGAAAGACUGGGCAGUCGAAAAAUGGCAAUUCCAAGAUUGACCGAAGGAACUGAAUCUGCCUUCACAUCACCUGGUAGAUUUCAUCGCCGUCACGUACGGCGGGCAUGCGAAUCUUGCAGGCAAAGAAAGACAAAAUGUACAGGAGAUAAAUCCGGAUGCCGGAAUUGCCGCGAGGCUGGGAUCAUCUGCUGCUAUACAGAUGGUAAACGGGAAAAGUCAAAAAGGCAACUAGCGAGCCUGUCAGCUAAGGUUCAAGCAUAUGAAGACGUCAUCAGAAAGCUGAGUAGUCGAUUUGGGGUUUCCGAUGAGCGACUGAUGAGCAUAGCCCUAGCAGCGGAAAUGCCACUGGAACUCAACGUACAAUCAGACAUGCCCGGCACAUCAAUUGGUGAACAGAAGCCCCCAUGGAACUCUGGGUCUGAUCCGCCCUCCCCUCAAUCCUCUGUCGGCCCCAACGAGGUUAUAGACCACACCAAGGAGGAUUUCAACAGAGAUGAGGCUGCCCGGGCAACAGGGUAUAUGGGCAGAAGCUCCGUGAUUGCUUGGCUACAAAUGUUGAGUAAAGAAGUCAACCAGGAAUGUGAAUCCUGGCCUCCCAAUUCUGAUACGGGCGACGAUAAUGGCGUGCCAUCUCCAUCCUUGACCCCUCGACCUGAUGGCCAAAGCGACCCGCUAGUUGCCUCGUCAAACUUCUACCUCGAUGAUCUGGACCUACCAGCGAUUGAGCCGCUCGAUGCAAGUGAUAUUCCUUCAAGAGACACUGCUACCAAACUUCUCAAUGCAUAUCUACAUUCAGUACAUCCUUCUUUUCCGAUCAUCGGCAUCUCGACAUUCUUAUCGCAAUUCCAAGUAUUCUUCAACCAGCCCCCAGUAAAGCCAGGAAAGAAGUGGCUGGCGAUUCUGAAUCUCAUAUUCGCCAUUGGUGCAAAAUAUGCCCACAUUACCAAUGCGGAGUGGAAAUGUGGCGAGGAUGACGAUCUCACAUAUUUUUCGAAAGCUAGGAGUUUGAGCUUAGAGGACGAACUCCUUCAUCAUCCUGAUCUCCAGCAGCUACAGGUUGAAGGACUGGCAUCUUUAUAUUUACUGGCCUCUGGCCACAUCAAUCGAGCAUGGAAACUGUCUGGCAGUGCGAUGCGCGGGGCCUUUGCUUUGGGGCUGCAUCUACGCAAUGUGGGAAUCUGUACAUCAGAUACUUCCAAGGAGAUCAGAUACCGUGUUUGGUGGUCUUUGUACACCCUCGAUCAUCUGCUCAGUGCGAUGACGGGACGGCCGUCGUGUAUCGUCGAUAACUCAUGUACCACUCCCUUACCGGUACCGUUCGAUGAGUCUGAUUUUCAGAAAGAAGAGGUGGUGCGCAUGAUAGGUGAUACAUCAAGAGGCAACUCGAACCAGCUGGACCGGAUCCCCCCAGUCUGUCCAAGUGCGUCUGACCUGAGCACUACCUUGGAUGCUGAAACAACCGAUGGAACGGCCAACACGAAAGCUUCAGGAAGUAGCAUGGUUGAGUACUUGAAGAGUCUUCCCCCGUGCAUGUCGUUAUAUUUCAUUCAGCUCUCCACGCUCACUUCAAUCAACAAGAGGAUGACUGCCAAGCUAUAUGGUCCCGAGGCGAUGCAUUCUCCUUGGCCAAGCAAAGAAUUCACAAUUCAGAGCCUGAUGCUUGAAAUUGAUUCGUGGUUUAUGAACCUGCCUAGUGCUUACGAUUUCACAUCGACUCAAACGUCACAGUGUCCUGCAAGCCAAAGGAUGAGCCUUGCUCUUCUGUUCUAUAGCACAAAGAUUGGUAUCACGAGGCCAUGCCUUUGCCGCCUGGACUCAACUCGUUCGCAAGGGGAAAAGACUUUUGAUUUCUGUACCAAGACCGCAGCUGAGUGUGUCGAGUCGGCUUGCCACAUGCUGACACUCCUACCUGAAAGCGCAGACGCUACUUUACUUUACAAAGUGUCACCAUGGUGGUGCAUUCUACACUAUCUGAUGCAAGCGGCUACUGUCCUGCUUCUCGAGCUUACUUUUCGUGCUCAACAUGUCCCAGAUAAAGCGUCAAUAGUCUCCAAAGCGGCCAAAAAGGCCCUGGAGUGGCUGUCAGCUAUGUCGACUUUUGAUGAGGCCUCGGAAAGAGCUUGGCGACUUUGUGAUGGAUUCCUCAGGCGACUUGCACCGCAUGUCGGUGUUGAUAUUGAGGAUUUCCCCACCGCAGGUGAUACUGCUGACGCUACACCCGAUGCUCAGUUUGAUGAUGCGGAAUAUACAGCUGUGGGUAGAACAAGUGCCGACAAUCUAGCUACUGAGCUAGAUGUCAUUGCAUGCUCACCCAUGAAUGAACCAAACUCCCCUCUGCCUGGACCGAUGGCAUUCGAAUUGGACUCGUCGGAUCCAUUCGACUUCCUGAAAACUGAUAAAUCAGUGUCAGGUCGCAAUACGUUCGACGACCUUUUCCCAUACGAUGCAGAUACAGGUCAGAUCACAGGAUCUUUCUUCCCUCCUGGAAACAACAUCGACUUUGAUCUGGGAUGCUUCUGGGGCGACCCCAUUUUUUGGAAAGAUUAGCACCAGAGGAGUGGCCUACGUCAAUAUGAAAAUACCAAGGAUUGGGAGACCGACAAGAUAAAGACGCAUUGUUACAAGGAGCAAUCAUUAUCAAAAGCAUGUUAGCCAACCUUUCAUGCGCAUGCACCUGCGCAUGACGGAGCUUCGGAUUUUCUCAUCAUCAAUCUUCGGAAGCGGCGCACCGGGACAACUCUCACU
Molecule: messenger RNA, 2885 nt
Organism: Aspergillus novofumigatus IBT 16806
Lineage: Eukaryota; Fungi; Ascomycota; Eurotiomycetes; Eurotiales; Aspergillaceae
Product: CeGAL family transcription factor
Exons: 5
Coding region: 21-2687 (888 amino acids)
Biological process (GO): DNA-templated transcription; regulation of DNA-templated transcription
Molecular function (GO): DNA-binding transcription factor activity, RNA polymerase II-specific; zinc ion binding; DNA binding
Source: RefSeq, a predicted model, not a curated record